Alosa alosa (allis shad) is the source of this 4613-nucleotide messenger RNA. RefSeq names its product ATPase secretory pathway Ca2+ transporting 1 (gene atp2c1). Gene Ontology annotation, molecular function: ATP hydrolysis activity; ATP binding; P-type calcium transporter activity. The record is from RefSeq and is a predicted model, not a curated record. NCBI's taxonomy places the organism in Eukaryota, Metazoa, Chordata, Actinopteri, Clupeiformes, Clupeidae. Bases 306 to 3083 code for a protein of 925 amino acids. The transcript is spliced from 27 exons. Gene Ontology annotation, biological process: manganese ion transport; calcium ion transmembrane transport; intracellular calcium ion homeostasis. Gene Ontology annotation, cellular component: endoplasmic reticulum; plasma membrane; Golgi membrane.
AAGUGCGACAACAGUUGAUACGGUGACAUAGCAAGACCAGUUUGUCAAGGUUACAAUUCUUCCACACUAUUUGAAGCUGGCUGUAGUUUAUGUAACAAGUGUAAUAGUCUGUAGCGACAUAGAGGGAUAUCCGAGUACGUCCAUUCGAACCUGACACUCAACUACCGAGUGAGAACCAUCGGAUAUUUCACGUGUUUUUGUAAUAUUUUUCAUAUUUUGGUUCAAGACAUUGUCCCGCCCAUUUACGCCUCAAACGUGUUGACCUCAUUCCGUGCCGUCAGUGGCUACGGUGGUUUUCACGGAAGAUGCUGAAGAAAAGGGAUCCGCUGCUUGUUGAGAGUCCCCCAGAUCGUGAAGAUGAGACCAUGGUGCCAGUACUGACCUCCAAAAAAGCCAGCGAAUUACCAGUGAACGAAGUUGUAUGCACAUUGCAGGCUGACCUGCAGUUUGGCCUGACUCACGAGGAGGUGACCCGUCGCCGUGUCUACCAUGGCUGGAACGAAUUUGACAUCAGUGAAGAUGAACCGCUGUGGAAGAAAUACAUCUCCCAGUUUAAGGACCCCCUUAUCAUGCUGCUCCUGGCCUCUGCUGUUAUCAGUGUGUUGAUGCGACAGUUUGACGAUGCCGUCAGCAUCACAGUGGCCAUUAUUAUCGUUGUGACCGUUGCCUUUGUCCAGGAGUACCGAUCUGAGAAGUCACUGGAGGAAUUGGGUAAACUCGUGCCUCCAGAAUGUCACUGUAUACGGGAAGGGCACUUGGAACAUUUGCUAGCACGGGAGCUUGUUCCCGGAGACACCGUCUGCCUCUCCACUGGAGAAAGGGUGCCAGCUGACCUACGCCUGUUUGAGGCCACUGAUCUGUCUGUGGACGAGUCCAGUCUGACGGGCGAGACCACCCCCUGCUCCAAGUCCAGCGCUCCUCAGCCUGCGGCCACCAAUGGAGACAUCACAUCGCGGAGCAACGUCGCCUUCAUGGGCACACUGGUGCGAUGUGGGAAGGCCAAGGGUAUUGUCAUCGGUACUGGAGAAAAUUCUGAGUUUGGAGAGGUCUUCAAGAUGAUGCAGGCUGAGGAGGCGCCCAAAACCCCACUACAGAAGAGCAUGGACCUGCUGGGAAAGCAGCUUUCUCUUUACUCAUUCGGCAUCAUAGGAGUCAUCAUGCUGGUCGGGUGGCUGCAGGGCAAGCACAUCAUGGAUAUGUUCACCAUCGGUGUCAGCCUGGCAGUGGCGGCGAUCCCUGAGGGCCUGCCCAUCGUAGUCACGGUGACUCUGGCCCUGGGCGUGAUGAGGAUGGUCAAAAAGCGAGCCAUCGUCAAGAAGCUGCCCAUCGUGGAAACACUAAGCUGCUGCAACGUCAUCUGUUCGGACAAGACGGGCACCCUGACCAAGAAUGAGAUGACUGUGACACAGUUGUUCACCUCCGAUGGCCAACAUGCAGAAGUGACGGGCGUGGGGUACAACAGUGCUGGAGAGGUGCUGCUCAACGGCGAUCUGGUGCACGGCUUCUCCAAUGUCUCCCUUCGCAAGGUCGUCGAGGCUGGUUGUCUGUGUAGCGAUGCGGUCAUCAGGAACGGCACGCUGAUGGGGAAGCCCACAGAGGGAGCGCUCAUCGCCCUGGCCAUGAAGAUGGGUCUGGAGGGGGUUCAUCAGGAGUACGUCCGGCUGGAGGAGAAGCCCUUCACCUCGGAGCAGAAGUGGAUGGCUGUCCGCUGUGUCCACCGUACCCAGCAGGACAAGCCCGGGACCUACUUCAUGAAGGGGGCCUACGAGCAGGUGAUCCGCUGCUGCAGCAGCUACCACAGUAAAGGAGUAACACUACCUCUCACCAACCAGCAGAGGGAGCUGUUCCAGCAGCAGAAGAGCUACAUGGGCACAGCUGGCCUGAGAGUGUUGGCAUUUGCAUCAGGCACUGAGAUGGGCAGCCUCACGUUCCUGGGCCUGGUGGGCAUGAUUGACCCGCCUAGGGCUGGGGUGAAGGAUGCAGUGGGCACCCUCCUCAACGCUGGCGUCGCUGUCAAGAUGAUUACAGGCGACUCCCAGGAGACAGCUGUGUCAAUUGCGAGUCGGUUGGGUCUGUACACGAAGGGUUCCCAGUCCCUUUCUGGGGAAGAGGUGGACCAGAUGGACCUCCAGCAGCUCUCUCAGAUAGUACCCAGGAUAGUGGUGUUCUACAGAGCCAGUCCCAGACACAAGCUGAAGAUAGUCAAGUCACUACAGAACAUUGGGGCUGUGGUAGCCAUGACGGGUGAUGGUGUGAACGACGCCGUGGCACUGAAGGCGGCCGACAUCGGCGUUGCCAUGGGCCAGACGGGCACCGACGUGUGCAAGGAAGCAGCUGACAUGAUCCUUGUGGACGAUGACUUCCAGACCAUCAUGUAUGCCAUUGAGGAAGGGAAAGGGAUUUAUAACAACAUCAAGAACUUUGUGCGGUUCCAGCUCAGCACGAGUAUUGCUGCCCUCACCCUCAUCUCCCUGGCCACGCUCAUGAACUUCCCCAACCCCCUCAAUGCCAUGCAGAUCCUCUGGAUCAACAUCAUCAUGGAUGGACCGCCCGCGCAGAGCUUGGGGGUGGAGCCAGUGGACCCUGAUGUCAUUAGGAAGCCUCCACGGAAUGUUCGUGACAGCAUCAUCACCCGCAGUCUGAUCGUCAAGAUCCUGGUGUCCUCCUUCAUCAUAGUGUGCGGAACCCUGUUUGUCUUCUGGAGAGAGCUGCAGGACAAUGUGAUCACGCCCAGGGACACCACUAUGACCUUCACCUGUUUUGUUUUCUUUGACAUGUUCAACGCCCUCAGCUCGCGUUCGCAGACACGUAUGGUACACGAGAUGGGCCUGUGCAGUAACCGAAUGUUCUGCUACGCUGUGCUGGGGUCCAUCAUGGGUCAGAUGCUGGUCAUCUACUUCCCCCCGCUGCAGAAAGUCUUCCAGACAGAGAGCCUCAGCAUCCUGGACCUGCUGUUUCUUGUAGGCCUCACCUCAUCGGUGUGUGUUGUCUCGGAGAUGAUCAAGAAGCUGGAGAGGUUGAGGGGCGAGAGGAGAAAGGGCCGUGAUGGGACUGACAACACUGACUCUUUCCAUGAAGUAUGACGCACGUUGCGUUGCACGCAGAGGAUCGUGGUGGACACUGGACAGUGGCUCUGGGCGCCAUGUUUUCUUCCUCUGGAUUGUCGGUCAUUCAGUUUGUGUGUGUGUGUGUGUGUGUGUGCGGGUUUGUGUGUGUGUGUGUGAGUGUGUGUGUGUGUGUGAGUGUGUGUGUGUGUGUGUGUGUGUGUGUGUGUGUGUGCUCGUCUGCAGGCUGACUGAGCAGACUACAAGAACCGAGCGAGAGAGAGUGAAGUGGGUGACCCAGGUUGAUCUUGUCCUUGUCUAGGGCAGGGACGGCACUCACUCCUCCCCAUGGACAGACUGUGGUUGUGCACUGGUUUGAGUCCCCCAUUGGGUUACCACCUCUCCUUCCCUGAGCCUUUCUCUCAACCCCACCACACCCCCUGCCCCUCCUCCCCCAGGCUCUUUGAAAACAAAAAAGCUUUGGUGUGCUGCUUUUGAGACUUUUUGUCCCCAGCGUCUGAAAGAACAUUUUUAUUUAUGAGAUACUGUAAGGCUUCAGACAGUGACUGUUGACUUUUUAUUUCUCAUCAAAUGACUGCAAGCACAGUCCAUAGUUUUUUGGAACACGUAAAACAAUCUGCAUUCCGCAUUCCGGCUCUCCAUGCUAGAGCAGUGCUUGUAGGGGAAGGUUUCUGCGCCUUCAAAUUAAAGGGUGUGUAUAGUCUGUGUUUUUUUUUUUUUUUCUGAAUAUUUUCAUGGCAGAAUAUAAUAUAUUUUUCAAAGUUAAAGGUGAUUGAUACUGGGAGUUGUUUUUUUGUUGUUGUUGUUGUUUGUUUGAAGGAUGUCUGGUUUCCGGUCCCAAUAAAAGGGGUCAGACUAACAACUCAAAAGAGCCUGACGUGGUACUAGUUUUUUCCAUCAUGCAAAUAUAUAUGUAUAACCCAGAUGGGAGUUUGGGCCUCUUUACAUCUUAUUUGGAUAUAAAUAAUAAUAAUUUUACACAACAAAGAUGGUUUAUUACUCUUUUUAAGUCAAGUCCUGUUUUAAUUACUUCGGUUUGUUUACUGGCCAUGCCCCUCACUAGGCUAACCACAAUUUAGUUACUGUUUGCUUAAGCCCUGAGCACCCAUUUCAGAGACAUGUGGUGUUUCGUUCUCUUUGAAUUAGUUGACACUGUUAUAUACUGUAGGUGCACUCUCUUUACUGUACUGGCUACUGUAGAUCGUCACCUGCUCUCUGGAGUAGAUGGUCAUGUCUUGAGAGUAUGAAGCAUGAACUAUAACUUCUGGGGAAAAGGUUCAUGAGGUACGUUUUUUGCUUCUGCCACUAGCUUACAUUUUUUUGUUGUGUACAACUCAAAACCUCUAGGUUUUGUCAAAGUGAACUGGUUAGUUCAGCUUUGCAGUUUUGUUCCCUUAAACCAACACCCAAUAAGGAAUGACGAUUGUAAAGAUUGUUUUUUUUUUUUUUUUUUCCAUCUUUUAUUUAUUUUUAAUUGUGUUUUGCACAUGUGUGGCUAAUUGAGAAUAAACUUGUAUAUUCAAAUUUUUUAAUAAACCUUAAAAUGGG